UGAGAGGCAGUAGAAUUUCUUGAAUCGCGGGAGCUGGAUGAGCCUUCAAUCCUGCACGAGGAUCCACGAUUUUCCCUGCGCAGCACCGAAUCGUUUCACUCUGUUGUGGUUCAUGAUUUUCUGCAACUUGCGCGUGUUGUUUGCAUUGAUUGUGCUGGUAAAUUGCGUCGCGUGGACGUCGAAGCUGUUUUGCGGAGCAGAUCUGGUAUAGGUUGCGACAGGGGAUGUAGCUGGGAGACAGGAACUUAUUUGCGUUUGCACACAGAUACGAGGACGCGUUAGCGAGAACAGACUGUUGGACCUGCGGGAAUCGUUUGUUUUUUUGUAUGGCAUAGGCUGGAUUUUCUAGGUUUGAGUGUGUCGACGGGAUUGAGAAUCUGGGCACGUUGUGUUUUUAUAUUGCACUUGCAGCUCUCCCCUGCGAGCAGUUACUGUUGAGAUGGGAGAUUGAGGUUGGAACGCUUGGUGAGGCGGACGGAGUGAGAGGGGGGGAGUUCAGUAAGGGGGAUGGGGACCCCUAAAGUGGGAUGGUGCAAGUACAGGAUCUUCAUUGCAAUCCUGAUUGCAGCAUCCAUUACAGCUGGGGGAUUAUUAGGUUUCCACAAACCUAAUCUCAAAGGAUGUAUUAUGACUUACAUGUACCCUAUGUACAUUCCUGUUCCUCUUCCUUCCAACGCCACGGCCGGCAAAUAUUCCUUGUAUCUUUAUCACGAAGGCUGGAAAAGAAUUGAUUAUCAGCUUCAUCUUGUCAAGUUGUCAGGUGUUCCGGUUCUUUUUAUCCCUGGCAAUGGUGGCUCUUACAAGCAAGUGCGAUCUAUAGCAGCAGAAUCAGAUAGAGCAUAUGUUGGUGGUCCUCAGGACGCUGAAUAUUAUCAACAGUCGGGCUUCACGCCUCUUGAAGCUGGUCCAAUGCAAGAUGAAUUGCAGUUUUCUGAGCUAUUGGCUAAAGUCAGAGCAGAAGGGCAGUAUGCGAACCAUCUUGAUUGGUUCGCUGUUGAUUUGGAGGGAGAACAUUCAGCGAUGGACGGGUGGAUUCUUGAAGAGCACUCCGAGUAUGUUGUGCAAGCUGUACACCGGAUUUUAAAUAGGUAUAAAGAGUCAUUGGAUACGAGGUCUAAGCACAAUGGUGACAAGGGUGAGAUUUUGCCUACAAAUGUCAUCUUGGUUGGGCACUCUAUGGGUGGCUUUGUGGCAAGAGCUGCAGUCGUGCAUCCAGAGCUUAGACCUGGAAGCGUUCGAACCGUUGUUACUCUUUCCAGCCCGCACAGAUCGCCUCCUCUGGAAGUUCAGCCCUCCUUUGGACGUUUUUUUUCAAAAGUUAAUGAUGCAUGGAUACAAGGUUUCAAGAGUGUUCAGACAAGUGGGGGACACUGGUCGAAGCCCCCAUUAUCUGAUGUAGUAGUUGUGUCUAUAGCUGGAGGUGCUCGGGAUUAUCAGGUACGGUCUAGGAUGGCUUCACUGGAUGGGAUUGUACCUCCAACCAAUGGCCUCACUAUUGGUGCAGCAGGCAUGGUGAAUGUAUUCCUCUCUACGGAUCACCAAAGCAUUUUAUGGUGUAACCAGUUGGUUAUGCAGGUCUCGCAUACACUGCUACAACUUAUAGAUGAGAAGACAGGGCAGCAAAUGACAAGUCCACAUGCAAGAAUGGCCGUGUUUGUUUCCAACCUGCGUAGUGCAUUGCCACAUACUUUUGAUUGGUUACCCAGCAUCACUUCAAGGAUUCCAGUGUCUUUAGUGAAGUCAGCUAGUAUUGAGGAAGGUAGCGGAAAGUUGGAUAAGGAACAUGACGUCCCAAAGCAGGGUCCGUUCGCUUGCCCCUCCAGAGUUCCCUGGGAAAAGGAGGUUCCACAAAAUGACUUUUAUUCCAAGUCCAACAUCAUGACCGUGCUGGGAAUGGAUGGAAGACGAAGAGUAAUGGACAUCAAGAAACUUGCUAAGGAUGGCGAUUGGUUUGUUUUAGCAACAAACUUGGCACCAUGCACUGGAGUGCGCGUGCAUUUAUGGCCCGCUAGUGCCAAGCCUGGUGGCUUAUCUGAUUUUGAGGAAGCAGUAGAGGUGACUACGAAGAUGGCUGAAAUUCCAGCAGGCCCCAUCCAACACCAGACUGAGCCGGGAGGACAGACAGAGCAAGCCGCUCCCAGAGGAAUCCUUCGUCUUAGCCCCGACGAUUUACGCGGGUUCAAGUUUUUAUCAGUCUCGGUAGCUCCACGUCCGAGCGUUUCCGGAAGACCACCACCUGCUGCAUCUAUGGCUGUAGGGCAUUUCUUCAAUCCUAAGGAGGGGAGGAUGCAUUUGUCACCAGUGUCCCUCCUAUCCACGAUUUUUAGGACGCAGGAGGUUGUACUCGGGGAGGACCAUCCGUUACUUUGGAAUUUGUCAAUUGCAGUGUCAGCUGGAACUUUGCCAUUAAAUUUGACUGUGAAGGCUUUAAGUUGCGGCAUUCAAACAACAGUGCUUGCCAAAGAGGAUCCAGCACCUGAGGAGCUUCUCAAAAUUUGCAAAGCCCGAUGCUUCCCUCCAGUUGCUCUUGUCUGGGAUCCUCCUUUCGGCUUGGAAGUCAUUCCAAAUUUAGAUUCUGAAAUCGUAGUGGUUGAUUCUGCUCCUGCAAUUUGGGGAUCAAGUUAUGGGUCUGAGCAUACUACAAUUCUUCUCAUGGUUGACCCACACUGUUCCUAUAAAGCAAGCCUUGAGGUGUCAUUACCAACAGCUGCUAGUCGCUUCCUUUCAGUAUAUGGAUUGCAGAUCACUGGUUUAGCGGUGGCAGUGGUAUUGUUUGCUCUUAUGCGUCAAGCACGAGCUUGGGAACUGGACCUCAUGGUUCCAUCAGUUGUCUCAUGUAUUGAGGCAAAUUUACGAAUACCAUCUCCGCUCUUACUUUUGGCACCUGGACUUUCGGUUGUGUACUACUUACUCUCCAUCUUUGGAACAGAGACACCGCCACCUUUGAUCAGCUUUGUGGGUGUCUCUCUUGUAUGCUAUAUUUUUGCGAAUGGAGUUGUUGCUUUAUUAGCAGUCAUCAGCAGCGUCAUAUUUGAGGCUGCAUCUUUUAUCCAAGUAUUUUUCAAGCUUAAGUUCCGGGCGUUGGAAGAUCGACCUCGAGCCCGAGAUUCAAGGUCCUCCAAUUCAAACGUUAAGAAGGUAAUUAAGAAACUAAAAUCAAGGCCAUUACUAGCGAUGGCUGCUGGUAUUACUGUGCUUCUUGUCUUUGUUCAUUCCAGCAUCGGACUUAUCGUGCUGUUGUUAGUACACGCUUGGAACUGCCAGACUGCUCUUUGCAGGCAUCGGCUACAGAAAACUCUCAAGUGGAGUGCGAAAAAAGAAGAUCGUAUUGAACCGCAAUUAGGGAAGACCACCACUUUGGGUGAUGAGUUGAAGACACCCGCUGCACUUACUUACGGAGAAAAUCACCUUGAGACCUAUCGAUACCGUCAAGGACUUCUACUACUCCACCUUUUAAGUGCUGUUAUGCUUGGCCCUUCUCUUGCUGCAUGGGUUCAGAGAUCUGGUUUACAAUCAGCCUUACCUUCAUUUCUUGAUUCUGUUCUCUGCUUCGGCAUUGUUCUACAUGGGCUGUAUUUGAGCGUCUCAGAUGCCAACAAAUCUUUUGUUCCAUUAUCGCAUCUAUUUGGACCAAAAGUUGCCGAAGCAGGUUUCAGCUUCAUUUAUGGCAUCGCAGGCUUGUAUUGCUACUGUGCCGGACUAGGACUGGCUCCCUACAAGGCAUAUUAUGCACUUGCUUUAAUCGGUGCGGUAACCGCAGGACUUAGAUUUAAGGAUAAACAGACACGAGGAUUAAAGGCAGACUUCUCCGGGAUGAGACGGCAUUCUCUUACACAUAAACACAUAUGAUUCUCUUAGACUCAUUUGAUCCAAAUUAACUUGUUCCAGUCUGAUAAUAGUGCAGGUCAUUCCUUUCUCCUCUGCUUUUGGUAUGCCUUAACAUAGCAUUGUUGAGACUUCGUAAGCAUUUCGAACUUGCUCAUGUAUAAAAUCUCUGGUUCACAAUAUAAAGUGAGGAACAGGACGCCAUAAAUGUCAAAACAAAUGGAAAGCCACAUGGAGCAGCAGUCAAUUUGCUAA
This is a messenger RNA of Physcomitrium patens, 4080 nucleotides long. NCBI's taxonomy places the organism in Eukaryota, Viridiplantae, Streptophyta, Bryopsida, Funariales, Funariaceae. The record is from RefSeq and is a predicted model, not a curated record.